AAAGCUAUCGCAGAAACUCUUAUGGCCGUGGCCGCUCUCAGGUUUCUCACUGGUACUGAUAUUAUAGAAAUGGAUUACUGAGCCAGUACAUAGAAAGUGUUAUUGAACAGUAGAUUUUAUUAAAUGCUUUUCAAAACAAUAUACGUAAAAUAUAAAAGUAUUGAUGAAGGAAAAUAAAAAACUGAAAUAUUUUGAUUAUACAUAAAUAAGAGAUGAUGGAAGACAAUGCUACAACCUCUAAGUCAAAGAAUGAGAAUGUGGAGAACCGAAAUGUAGUUAUGAAUCAUUACUUCAACAAUUCGUCCUCAACCAUCUUCAACGAGAUCGGUGCAUCAGGUUCCUUCUUCAAUUCCGAUCCUCUACAAAUAUCUACAACUUCAUUUUUAGAUGCUACAGUUGAUCGAGUCGAACACAGCAUAUUGAAUGAUGCGCAUCGAGAUGCUUGGAUACCAUCGGAACAUACGCGAAAAAUACUGCGAUCUAUUGCAACUUCUGCAGCUGGGACGAGCCACUUGGAUCGUGAGAAUCUCACCAUGCCUGGUCUGGCUAUACAGGGCGAUAUGCCGGAUCUUAUCAAGAAUGCCUCUAUUCAUUUUUUAGGAGAAGAUGAGAAUAUUCAUCGAAAUGUGCUCACAGCAUCUGACGUAACGCAAGAUGAACGUGGUCUAAGAAAUCUGAUACAAGCUAGUUGUUACCGAGCAGCAGUUAAUUUGUCAGGCAGAUUGCUGGCCAUUUAUGCGCAAGGCUAUGGCAAAAUCAAUCAACCUAGUAAACACACACCUCAUUCUUUGCAGUUGUGGUAUACCCGACUUUCUCUUCUGGCUAAAUUGAGACAGAUAGACGUGCUAGAAAAUGAGUCAAAACCGUUUGGAAACUUGGACAAACCUGACAUGUAUUUCACCUUUUACCCAGAAUUAUACGGCACCAGACCAGGCUCUAUGGCAUCGUUCGCUUUUCGACUGCUAUUGGCGGAGAUUCCAUCUUACUAUAGCAAACCAAAACAAGCAUUAGACAAUCUAUACAAACUCUUAGCAACUGUUAAUCAAAUUAUAGCAAACUUUCAAAUGGGUCUUAGCGGCGACGGAACACACACUAGAAUCAGUGAAUCCGACCAGCGAGACGCUGUGAAACUGUGGACCGCUCGGAAAUAUAGAAUCCUAAUCUCUAUUGUUAAUUGCGCCAUUGGCAUGAGAAACUACAUUCUCGCGAUUGAAAUAUUAGAAGAUAUGUGUAAACUGCCCGACUGGACUACCGAACAAAUAGGAAUUCUCAGAUCGGCCAUAGGAAGAGUACAUUUGUUCCUCGGUGACGUUACGGCGGCGGAGAAAUUUCUUGUUCGGGACAUCAAGGAAGAAAAAAUGCCGAGCGUCAGGGAACUAGUGGACAGCGGAUUGAUGGCAGUGGCACAGAACGCUUUUCAGGACGCCUACAACUGCUUUCAGUCCGCGUCGGCAAUAGAUCCGUCAAAUGUAAUGCUGAUAAACAACAUGGCGGUGUGCUUGCUGUACACCGGUCAAUUGAAAGCGGCCGUUUGGUUGUUCGAGAGCACUGUCAACAGGAAUCCUUUGAAGAGUUUACAGGAACCGAUUUUGUUGAACAUGUGCACCUCAUAUGAACUACACACAACGCAUUGCAAACAACCAAAACUACAUUUGCUGCGACAGCUCAACAGAUACAAGGGCGACGCGGUUGAUAUUCAAUGUUUGAAAUUAGCGAUAUAAAUGUUAGAUUAUCAUUGUUAUCAUUUCAGCACUUUGCACAAAUAUUAAUGUUGUACGAAAUAAAAUAUUUAUACAGAGAUGUAAAUGUGUGAUAGUAAUAAAAUAUAUAAAUAUAUAUAUAAUCAUAUAUAUCAAGAAAAUCUGUAUUUGUUUCAAAUAAUCAUAUAUAUAUAUAGAGUAGUUAGAGCUGACAAUUCGAAGA
Pseudomyrmex gracilis is the source of this 1923-nucleotide messenger RNA. RefSeq names its product trafficking protein particle complex subunit 12. Lineage: Eukaryota; Metazoa; Arthropoda; Insecta; Hymenoptera; Formicidae. The record is from RefSeq and is a predicted model, not a curated record. Bases 213 to 1721 code for a protein of 502 amino acids. Gene Ontology annotation, molecular function: protein binding. The transcript has 2 exons. Gene Ontology annotation, cellular component: Golgi apparatus; TRAPP complex.